Molecule: messenger RNA, 2646 nt
Organism: Gallus gallus (chicken)
Lineage: Eukaryota; Metazoa; Chordata; Aves; Galliformes; Phasianidae
Product: hepatocyte cell adhesion molecule-like
Exons: 6
Coding region: 666-2282 (538 amino acids)
Source: RefSeq, a predicted model, not a curated record
AGCCCAGUGCUGCAUAUCCAGCUCCUGGACACAGCAAAUUGCUGCCGGUGCCCAAGAGACAUUGGGAAUGGAAGAAUAAGGUGUGUGAAGUGGGUACUGCGUGUUGAGGGUGGGAUCACCAUGGAGAUCUGGCCAGGUCUUCCAGCCAGGAGUUCAAGGUGCCCUUGAACCUUGUAGAAAUGACCAUGUGCAUGCCUCCCUGGGCUUUCCCUGGGCCAAGCCUUUCCCACCAUGUUGGAUCUCCACGGAGAAGACCAAGCUCUGGUCUGAUGAUGACUGCUCUGAUUUCUCCUACCUGGGAGCAAGCAACCAAGACAAUCUCAUUAAAAAAUGUGAAUAUUGCCAUCAGGUGAAAUAUAAUAGAACUAUAGUGUCAUGGAAUGGUUUUGGUUGGAAGUAACCUUAAAGAUCAUGUAUUUCCAACCCCCUUGCCUUGGCAGGGACACCUUCCAUAUCCAUGCAUCUUCCUCAUCUGUUAUGCAGGCUGAACAGUGGAAGAAAUCCAAGCAGUGAAAUAAAUGGAGAAGGAUGGUGGCCAUCUGCGGUCCUGAUCUUCGAAGCCAUAUAGUCAGGACUCCAAACCAACUUCUCUAUUUCACCUGCAUACCACUGGCUUUGAAACAGUGCUGGUGGUUCCAGACCCAUUUUCUGUUUCUCAGUGCAUUAUGCCUUUCUUCAACUCCUUUAAAGCAUGGAUCCUUGUUCUUGGUACUCACGGUAUAAAGGGAGUAUGGUUUAGAGCCUGCUCAAUUCCACUGGGAUCCUCCUGGCACCUGGAAUUCCCCCUGCACAACACACUGUGCCCGUGGCCUCCCCCUGCACUUACACGCACAGGAAGGAGUCCGGUCUCAUCCACCCGCAGCAAACCCAAAUGGUGCAGAGGGGCUGAGCCAGAGCCGCUGACUUCCUCCUGGGCCAGGAGAGCACGGCAGCCAGAGGAGAUGUGCCGCGGGUGCCAUUGCGGGGGCCUCGCAUCCCUCCUGCUGCUGCUGGUGCUGCUGCUGCUGGGGCAAAACCUGGGUCUUCUCAUCAAAAUCCCGCAGGAUGCGCUCAGUGGUACCGUGGGGCAGUCCGUGCUCCUGCCCGUCUCCUACAGAGUCAACAGCUCCCUUCUCUUCCCAUUGUCAAUUGUGUGGAAGUUUGGGAGCAGCUCACAAGUGAUCAGCACCUGCACGGUGUGGAACUGCUCCCUGGAUGCUUGGGGAACUCCCACAAAUUGCUCUGCAAUAUGUUACCCUCAUGUCACAUACCAGGGCCGUGCUGCGGUCUUCCCCGAGAACGCAUCCCUGCUGCUGUGGGACCUGCAGCUCAGUGACAGCGGGGUGUACAGCGUCACCUUCCAAGAGCAAAACCUAAGCAGGCAGAUCACCCUGGCCGUGCACAAGCAGCAUGGUUCCACUGAGCAUCCUGAUGAAGGGCAAAACCUGGGUCUUCUCAUCGAAAUCCCGCAGGAUGCGGUCAGUGGUACCGUGGGGCAGUCCAUGCUCCUGCCCGUCUCCUACAGAAUCAACAGCUCCCUUCUCUUCCCAUUGUCAAUUCUGUGGAAGUUUGGGAGCAGCUCACAAGUGAUCGUCACCUGCACGGCGCAGAACUGCUCCCUGGAUGCUUGGGGAACUCCCACAAAUUGCUCUGCAAUAUGUUACCCUCAUGUCACAUACCAGGGCCGUGCUGCGGUCUUCCCCGAGAACGCAUCGCUGCUGCUGCGGGACCUGCAGCUCAAUGACAGCGGGGUGUACAGCGUCACCUUCCAAGAGCAAAACCUAAGCAGGCAGAUCACCCUGGCCGUGCACAAGCAGCAUGGUUCCACUGAGCAUCCUGACAAAGGUAGGUGCCCGUGUGCCUGGACAGACUCCUUCUGUACUUCCCUGGACAUGGGAACAUCAGGCAUGCGCUGGAAUUUGGUCCCUCUUUCUAUUGCGAUGAACUCCUGCAGCAAAGGCAGCGAGGUCGAAGCCACCCCCAAUUACUACACAAUUGGAGUUUGCUCCCUUACUGGCCUCCUUCUGCUGUUCCUGGUCCUCUGCACAUGGUGGCGAGGUAUGGUGUGGAAGAAGAUGAGAACCAUUACACAGCAGCAGGCCUCAAACACAGCGGAUAUCCACAUGGAAAACACCGUGGUGGGGGACAUGACAACAGUUUAUGCCACAAUUAGAGAAGACUUUGAAGAGACAAAGCCAAGAGCGUUACCAGAGACUCUCUACACAUCCAUAAGCUUCCCUCAAUAUUAUUCUGCUUUGGCUCUGAACUCGGCAGGAGAUAGAUCUGCGGCAGAGCCAAGGUGAUGCUGCUGCCACUCUGUCCCUUGUGAUCGGACCUUUGGUGAGCCCACUCCUGCCCAUGGAGUGUUUAAGUGCUUGGAGCAACAGAUUAUGGAAAUGCAUUAGUUUGCCUCAAACCACAGUUUCUCUUGAAUUUGAGGGAUGAUCUGCUUUUAGAUUCAUCUUGAGACUUCCAGAGAGCACAGAAACACUGAAUGCCAGAGGAAGAUGCCUAAAGCAAAGGCAAAACAACAGUUCACCCAUGAGAAGCUCAGUUCCAGAGACACACCUUAAUCUGAGGGGUAAUGGGGAACAUUGUGUGUAUUUCAGUCUUGCAUCCCAGGGUCCCUUACCAAUUGCCUUGUCGUAUUAAAAGAAUGUAUGAAGA